AUGAAGAGGAGAAUCAUUUUAAAUGAUUUAAUAGCUUAAAGAAAUAAAAGAAAUUUGAAUAAUAUAAGGAAAAGAAGCUUUAGAAGAAAUAGAGUUAUUAUUUAAUUUAUUGAAAUAUAUGAAUGGAUUAAAAAAUGUGAUUUUUAAUCUCUCUUUCCCAAGAAGAUUAGAUUAUUAUACUGAAUAGAUAUAAAAAGCUGUUUUAUUAGGAGGAUAAUAAUGACCUAUUUCUGGAGGGUAAAAUAAAUAAUUUAACUAAUUAGUGGACUUUAUGAUGAUUUAGUAGGAAUGUUUUCAAAAAAUGAUAUCUCAUAUAUUGGUUGAUCUAUUGGAAUAGAAUAUUAGCUAUUUUUAGAAGAUAAAUAUAAAAAAGACUGCUGUUGUAUUAAGGGAAAAUCAAUCUGAUUGUGUUGUUACUACUAUCCCAUAUUUGAAAAUUCUUAUUUAAUGA
Paramecium sonneborni is the source of this 451-nucleotide messenger RNA. The record is from the annotation of a GenBank genome assembly. NCBI's taxonomy places the organism in Eukaryota, Ciliophora, Oligohymenophorea, Peniculida, Parameciidae.